This is a messenger RNA of Penicillium griseofulvum, 1734 nucleotides long. RefSeq names its product DNA binding HTH domain, Psq-type. NCBI's taxonomy places the organism in Eukaryota, Fungi, Ascomycota, Eurotiomycetes, Eurotiales, Aspergillaceae. The coding region runs from base 1 to 1734 and encodes 577 amino acids. The transcript has 3 exons. Gene Ontology annotation, molecular function: DNA binding. Gene Ontology annotation, cellular component: nucleus. The record is from RefSeq and is a predicted model, not a curated record.
AUGCACGAACCGAGCCAGCAUCCCUAUCAAAACUUCACCGUCAUGCUUCCGAAUUUGAUUGCUGCCGGGAAUGCGCAAAUAAAUGUCGCUCGUGCGUCACUUGUCGGAAAUCGCGUAUUCCUACCUACCUACCAACUUCAACCACCUACCAUGACACCAAUUCGCCCUGAAUCCCGGCAGAAAGCUGCCAGUCAGGAGGGCAAGAUCUUAUUAGCCCUUUCCGAUUUGAAAGAGGGACGCAUCAAUUCAAUUCGCACAGCAGCAAAGCUAUACGAGCUACCCUACACUACCCUUCAUGCGCGUACUGAAGGUCGAAUCUCACGCGUGGAUAAGCGCCCAACUGGCCAUAAAUUAACCCAAUUAGAAGAGGAUUCGCUUACUCAAUGGAUACUCUCUAUGGAUUCGCGUGGUGCAUCCCCUAGACCGGCUACUGUAGGAGAAAUGGCUAAUAUCCUACUGGCCGCGCGCGGUAAUCACCCUCCUCCUACCGUUGGCAAGAAUUGGCCGUCGUCCUUUAUUAAACGCCGCGAUGAGCUUCAAUCUCGUUUCUCUCGAAGAUACGACUACCAAAGAGCCCUAAACGAAGAUCCGAAAUCGAUUCGGCAGUGGUUCGCGACCGUACAGAGUGUGAUUAAUGAGAACGGUAUACAACCAGAGGAUAUCUACAACUUUGAUGAGACAGGCUUUGCAAUGGGCCUUAUAUCUUCGCAGAAAGUAGUCACAAGAGCUGAAUACUACGGUCGGAGAUCUCUUCUACAACCAGGAAAUCGUGAAUGGGUCACUACGAUCGAAGCAAUCUGCGCAGAUAGCUAUUCACUUCCGCCAUGUAUAAUCUUCAAAGGCAAAGUAGCUAUUGCAGGAUGGUUUAACGAAAACCUACCGAAAGACUGGCGAAUCGAAGUCUCAAAGAAUGGCUGGACUACCGAUGAGAUUGGUCUACGCUGGCUGGAAAAGCACUUUAUCCCACACACGAAUUCGCGCGUACGUGGGCGAUUUCGACUAUUGAUUCUUGAUGGCCAUGGUAGCCAUCUUACACCCCAAUUCGACCGAAUCUGCGCAGAAAACGAUAUUAUACCGCUUUGUAUGCCUGCGCAUUCAUCGCAUCUACUACAGCCACUAGAUGUUGGGUGUUUUGCAGUGCUAAAGCGCGCGUACGGUCGCUUCGUGAGCGAUCUUGCGCGCAGAAGAUAUAACUAUAUCGACAAGCACGAUUUCUUAGUGGAUUACCAGCACGCGCGGCUCGAAGCGUUCCAAUCAACCAAUCCUACUAUUAAAAAUAGCUUCGCAGCUAGUGGUCUAGUACCAUUAGACCCGGAGAGAGUACUUAACAAGCUUAAUAUCUCUCUACGAACUCCGACACCACCAAGCAGCCGGCCAAGUAGCAGAUCUAGCGAAUUCACACCACAAACGCCUAGAACCGCUGCUCAGCUAUUCAAGCAAGCUUCUAUGUUAAAAGAUCUACUAAAACGGCGGUCAAAUAGCCCUCCGAGCCCAUCAAAAGAGAUCCUAGACCAGAUGAUCAAGGGGUUCCAGCUAGCGCUACAUAGCGGUGCUUUACUAGCAGAGGAUAAUGCGAAUCUGCGUAUAGCGAGUGAGAAGAUGGUCAAGAAGCGCAAUCGGUCAACUAGGAGGAUACCUUGCGCAGAGGGUUUAACCAUUGAAGAGGCUAUACAGCUAGCUGAGCAGCUAAACCAGCCAGAGGAAGAUGAUGGGGUGAUCCGGACGGGCGGGUGA